Molecule: messenger RNA, 909 nt
Organism: Panicum hallii
Lineage: Eukaryota; Viridiplantae; Streptophyta; Magnoliopsida; Poales; Poaceae
Product: bet1-like protein At4g14600
Exons: 4
Coding region: 153-518 (121 amino acids)
Source: RefSeq, a predicted model, not a curated record
CCCCCGUUCCUAGUCACCCCCAGUCUCCCCCAUUCCCCUUCCUCCCCCGCGUCCGCCCGCCGUCGCCGUCUUCCCCACGCCGCCGCGCCACGAUCCCUCGCCGAUUCGAGCCAGGUCCGGGUCUCCGUACACCCUCGCGCGCGGCAGGGGCGAUGGCGCACCCGAUGUACGGCUCCGGCCCGCUCCGAUCCAGGAACGCGGCGAGCUCGGACGAGAUCCAGCUGCGGAUCGACCCGGUGCACGGGGACCUCGACGAGGAGAUCGACGGGCUGCACUCCAGGGUCCGCAUGCUCAAAGGGGUGGCCCAGGAGAUAAAUUCUGAAGCCAAGUUCCAGAAUGAUUUCCUUAACCAAUUGCAAAUGACCCUUGCAAAAGCUCAGGCAGGAGUGAAGAAUAACAUGCGAAGGUUGAACAAGAGCAUCAUCCGGCAGGGCUCAAAUCAUGUUCUCCAUGUUGUCCUCUUCGCUCUGUUUUGCUUCUUGGUUGUCUAUCUCCUGUCAAAGUUCUCCAGAAGAUAGUUUCAUUGUCAGGUGGCAUCAAAUCUAGGAUACCUUGAGUUGUAUGUAGUCUAAAGAAGAAAAUAUGCUAUCUGUUGUACUUCAUGUCUCACGACAAACCGAGGGAAAUUAUUACUCUUAUAAGAUCACUUCUAACCUCAUCGACUGAUCUGUUUGACUGAGGUAUUCUAUUUGUUAAGGUGAUUGCGUCGGGCACAGGUUUGCGUAUUGCAGCCCUCAAGCGCAUGCAGCGAGUUGGGUGUGGAUCAAGACUAUAAUAGGAGCAAGAAAGCUUCAAUUGAUCAUGUCGCUUGGAAAUGGAAACUGUAUAUAGCUUGUACGUGAAUCCAUUCUGGAUUGUUUUUAUAGGAUUUUAUUUCAUUAUAAAUGGCUGAAGCUAUUUCAGAGCUAC